Molecule: messenger RNA, 3103 nt
Organism: Haliotis rubra (blacklip abalone)
Lineage: Eukaryota; Metazoa; Mollusca; Gastropoda; Lepetellida; Haliotidae
Product: GDP-L-fucose synthase-like
Exons: 10
Coding region: 115-1074 (319 amino acids)
Biological process (GO): nucleotide-sugar biosynthetic process
Molecular function (GO): GDP-L-fucose synthase activity
Source: RefSeq, a predicted model, not a curated record
UCGUUUCACUCGCUUCGGAUAUUUCCGCUGGGAUUCAAUCGUGCAUGUUUGAUCACGUGUCAAAUUCUUUCUUCAGUUACCGGCAGUCGCAGCGUGGCACAGACACAAGUAACCAUGGCAACAGAGAAAAAGGUGGUAAUGGUUACUGGAGGCACAGGUCUUGUGGGCAAGGCCAUAGAGAAUGUUGUCUCAAAAGAACUGAAAAGGGAUGACGAAGAGUGGCAUUUCGUGUCGUCAAAAGAUGCAGAUCUUUCAGACCUUGCACAGACUGAAGCAUUGUUUCAGAAGAUAAAGCCAACCCAUGUCAUCCACUUGGCAGCUCUUGUUGGAGGUCUGUUCCGCAACCUCAAGUACAAUCUUGACUUUCUGAGGGUGAACAAUCAGAUCAAUGACAACAUCCUCCACACCAGCUACAAGUCUGGAGUGAAGAAAGUGGUAUCAUGUCUCUCCACCUGCAUCUUCCCCAACAAAACCACAUAUCCUAUUGAUGAAACCAUGGUUCACAAUGGCCCUCCACAUGACAGCAACUUUGGAUACUCUUAUGCCAAACGUCUUAUUGACAUUCAGAAUAAAGCCUAUCACAAGCAGCAUGGAUGCCACUUCACUUCUGUAAUCCCUACCAAUGUGUUCGGUGCCCAUGACAACUUCAACCUGGAGGAUGGCCAUGUACUACCAGGGCUCAUGCACAAAGUCUACAUGGCAAAGAAGAACAAUACACCCUUCACUGUAUGGGGCACCGGCUCGCCACUAAGGCAGUUUGUCUACUCCCUUGAUCUGGCACGACUCUUUGUGUGGGUGCUUCGGGACUAUGAGGAAAUAGAUCCCAUCAUCCUCUCUGUUGGAGAGGAAGAUGAGAUCAGCAUCAAGAGAGCAGCUGAGUUGGUUGUUGAAGCCAUGGAGUUUAAGGGAGAGGUCAAGUAUGACACGACCAAAUCUGACGGGCAAUUUAAGAAGACUGCCAGCAAUGUCAAACUCAGAAAGUACCGUCCAGACUUCAAGUUCACUCCAAUAGAGCAAGCCAUAAAGGAAACCUGUGAAUGGUUUGUGGCCAACUUUGAGACAGCAAGAAAAUGAGGCAACUGGUGCUGUGACUUAACUGUCCUUGAAGGUUCAUAACUGGAAUCCAUUUUAGUUUUAGAAUAAUGUGUAUCAAGUGGUUGAUCUAAGCCAGGGGGCUGUAACUAGGUAUUAGUGUCAUUUCAAAGGUGCCUGGACAAUUAGGAAACACAACGCCGUCGACUAUUGUUAUUGCCAUUAUUUAUCACUAAAAUAGCUCUGUGUGUGAUAAAACUUAAUCAGUGAAAAAUGUCAUUCUGGCAAUAAGGAACAUUAUUUUCAGUUCUGACAAAACUUGUGGUUUACAGGAAAAUUUUGGUAAAGUAAUGGCAAUUCAUAUUUAGAUCAGCAAUCAGGAAGCUUUUCCAUUUUGCAUUGCAUGCAACUUUAACUUGGUUGGAAGGGGUUUACUGAGGACAUUUCAUAAUUCUAUUUCAAGUGGCAAGGGACUAUAUUAGUGUGGUGUACACAAUGGAUGUGUUCCUUCAAUCAUUGACAGGUGAUCAUACCUUUGUACGAUGCCACUUAGAAAUGAGGAUAUAAGCUAAAUGGGAUUUUUGAUCAUGUUUGUCCAUCAUCAUUCUGAGAAAGUUGUAAUCACAAAUAUUUAGUUUUGUUCACAAAUAUUUACUUUGCAGUUUUCCAUACAGCAAUAUAUUUUUUAAAUCCGCACGUUUUUGUGUCAUUUGAAGUGUCAUUUUUUGAAUCUCAUUAAUGUGAUCAUACUAGAGAGAACAACAUUCCAUCCUGUCUGUCUUACAGUGUGCAGUCCAAAUAAAUAAUGUAUUAUAUGGUGUUUUCAGUCUUAUGACAUAAAAUCAUGUCAGGGUAAUGUUAGACCAUGUAGGGGUAUGUGGAAAAAAGAAUGCCUGUUGUUGACAUACCAGCUAUCAUUAGGGACGUUUCUCUUUGAAUGUAGGAUAAGAUUAUCAAUAUGACUCCAGUGGACAACUACAGCCUUUUUCUUUGAAUACGUGUUGUCAUGAUGUAGUUGACCAUUAACCUGUAACUUGAAUAUAUUUAUGGUGUAUUUUGUGUAAGAGUGGAUCCUUCUGAUGGUGAAAUAAUGGAAGAAUAUCCCAUUGAUAUUUUGAAUUACUAUUGUCUUAUUUAGCCGUAAAAAGAAUGAUAAUUGCAAUGAAAAGGCUAUACAUUGUUGUACAUUUUUUGUCUCAUUUCUUGUGCUUGAUUUAUGAAAUCAAAGUGUAUAAGAUUUUGUUUUCUAUGUGUUGGUAAGCAUACUGUGUAUUAAGGCUUCAGUUACGUAUUAAGAUAAUGUAUUAAAAAAAAUUAUCACACGAGAAAAUCACCAAACAAUCAAUCACCCUGAUCAAAAUUGUACUGAAACAGGGCCCACUUGCACAAUGCGAUCUUAGUGCUAUGACUCUCUAAGGUUUGUGUUUACAGUUUGGGAGUUAAGGUCAUCCUAGGGCUAAGAUUGCUUAGUGCAAGCAGGCCCUGUUUUUUAGGGGUUUUGUUUCUUCUUACAACAGAAUAUCCUUCUAAUACGAGGACACUUGUUCACCGGUGAACAUUUGAUGUUGCAUAAUGUAUGUGGCCUGAAGUAUACAGGGUACAGUAUUUGUUAUUUGAAUUGUAGCUGGGGCGGAUACAGCUUUUAGAGAAAAGGGGGGUGCACAUUUCAUAUUCAUCCGUAUUCAUGAGAGUUUCAAUAGUCAUUUAAUAAACUUUCAAAACAAAAGGUGUGUGUGCCCCCAUUGUGUGCAAGCGCAUGCACGCACACACACACACACACACACACACACUCCACACCUCCCCUCUGGAUUUGCCUAUGGGCUGUAUUCAAAUGUCAGAGGAACCAUCCUUAAUGUUUAAACACAUGUCCCUUGAAUGUGUCUGUUCUGCAACAUCAAGACAAAAGGUAUUCACGUUAACUUUUAAUCUUUUAGCUAUGGUCACGUUUGUUAUAUCACAUCUAUUAUCUUCUGUUUAGCCACACCACCUGCUUUGUCUGUUUUUGUUCAAUUAUCAUCGUGGGCAGCUUGUCUUGUAUUAUGGGUGAAUAAAUCUUUUCUGGUUUUGAUAA